GUCCUUUUGGGCCAAUUUGAAUCACUCUGAAUAAAAUUGAAGCCUGUCAUUUUUUUAUUUUAUAAAAGUAAUUAAUUUAAUUUAAAUUUUAAUAAAAAGAAAAGAUUAAAAAAAAGGAAAGAAAGUAAAUAAAUAAAGGAAGAGUGAAAUUUCCAAGUUGCCAACCCAUCUUCACAUAAAUAUUUGAAGUUAAAGUGUUUUAUUUUCUCUCUUUCUUUCUUGAACAGUUUAGUGUGUUUUGUGUGUCUUUUUCUGUGUUUCUAACAAAUGAACUUGCUCUGUCAUCAAAUUCUGCUUCUUUCUUCUUCUGGGUGCUUUGUUCAUGCAAGAUCCCAAGACCUCAAGAACAAGGAAGCCUUGGUAUCGAAAAGCCUUAGAGAUGACAACCUUAUGGAAAGUAAUUGUAAAAUCACCAGCAACUGCAAAUUCAGCACUAUGGAAAACCAUUAAAACCACAGAAAUCCAACCAACAACAAACCCUAGCAAACAAAAGCUUAUAAAAUCUACUUCUCUUAAAGUUGCCACUUCUUUCACAAGAGUAUGCCUAUGUGCUCCUAUUUCCUCCUACAACGAGGUCUUCAACACCGAUGUUCCUCCUAGGAGAAGCUACACUUACCCGCGAUCAAAGCCCUUUACUCCACCACCUUCAACGAAUAAUGCACAAGAAUGGAGGAUUCCUAGUGCAAGGCAUAGCAUCGAGGGAAGGAGAGUCUUUAGAGGGAAAUCAUUGACCGACGAUGUUUUAAUGAGAAGGUUUGUGGUUGAAGAGGAAGCAAUGAUGCAAGUUAGGAGAAGAAAUGAGAUGGAGAUUAUUAGAAGAAGAGCUUCUUUAAGGAGGAGAAAACUUGGGCCUAGUCCUUUAAGUAGGAUGGUACUUGCUGAAGAUGAUCAAGAGUUCUUUGAUUAAUCAAUUAACUAAACAAAAAGGAAACAAAAAAAGAUAGUUUUUUUUGGCUUUCUUACAUAUGAUGGGUUAAUUAGUGGUGGUUAUUGUAUUCUUGUGUUCUUCCAUAUUUUUUUGGUUAUCCAUUUUGACGCUUUCUCUAAUUUUGUACAUUUUGAAUUACAACGCCAUGAUCAUCAUGAUUUGCGUAUGUUCUUUAUCACAAAGGUAUUAUAAGCAUACAACAUAGGUGUUAUAUGUUGCAAUAGAAGAUCCAGAACACAAACUGUGUAGUAUAAAUUGGUUGCGACUUGCGACUUUGCCAGGUCUUAGUUAGGUUUACUUCUCGUGUUUUAGUAUUGGAUCUUGGCCCAAAAGGUUGGGGAGCCAAGGUUUGAUCCUCCAACAACUAUGCCACAACUUUUUAUAUGCAAACUAGUGUAUGGCUCGGGCGAUGACCCGGAUUGCUAGUUUA
This is a messenger RNA of Chenopodium quinoa (quinoa), 1358 nucleotides long. RefSeq lists its product as uncharacterized. Lineage: Eukaryota; Viridiplantae; Streptophyta; Magnoliopsida; Caryophyllales; Amaranthaceae. The record is from RefSeq and is a predicted model, not a curated record. Bases 323 to 907 code for a protein of 194 amino acids. The transcript is spliced from 2 exons.